GGGCGCGUGAAUGCGUCGUCGACUCAUCAAGAGGAAUGUCAGCGUCGGGAAGUCGCGCGGCCGCCGAUUGGCCGAGGCGAGUCACGUGACCGCUUCCCAAGCGGAGUUUCCACGACAGCUGGAAGCCGAGCGGCGCGGGCUCAUCGCCUCUCUCGCCGAAAAUCGUCGGAAAUCGCCGGACUCGCGCUCGUCUCAGCACCUCCAGAGGAACCCUGGUCUGGCAUGGGCGACAAGAGGAGUCCCACAAGGCCGAAGCGUCAACCGAAGCCCUCAUCCGACGAGGGGUUCUGGGACUGCAGCGUGUGCACGUACAAGAACACGGCCGAGGCUUUCAAGUGCAUGAUGUGUGAUGUGAGGAAGGGGACUUCAACAAGGAAGCCUCGUCCCGUCUCCCAGCUCGUCUCGCAGCAGCAGGUAACGCAGCAGUUCGUGUUGCCCUCGCAGCCCAAAAAGGAAAAGAAGGAGAGGGUAGAGAGGGAGAAGAGCGACAAAGAGCCGGCGCUCAAGAAGAACAGUCACAAGAAGAUGAGGCCGAGAUUAAAAAAUAUCGACAGGAGCAGCGCCCAGCACCUGGAGGUGACGGUUGGGGACCUGACGGUCAUCAUAACAGACUUUAAGGAGAAGGUCAAGCCCUCGACCACCCCGGCCACGUCCUCCAGCGCCGCGUCGUCGGUGGUCGACCACCACAGCCAGAACGGCUCCAGCUCAGAAAACACAGAGAAGGGGCUGUCCCGCUCCUCCUCACCCAGGGGAGAGGGGAGCUCGGUCAACGGAGAGUCCCACUGAGUCCCGCCCCUCCCCCCUCAAAUCCCCAACGGCCUCCGGCCACAUCUCAUCUGCAGGUCACUGGAAGGGAACCCUACUUUUACCAUGGAGCUGCACAAACUGUUUUGUUUGCUUUCUCGUGACUUACGGUAUCUGUCAAAGAACUAGGUGCCAAACCAUCCGAUUUGGCAAGUGCAGUCAUUUGAAAGAUUCUCCACAUUAAGAAAGCAAUAUGAAACACCCUUAGCGCCAUCCUGGAAGUUGCAGUAGUCUGCAUUACGAACAAAGGUUUGGACAGUGUGCUGGACCCCUCUGCUCAUCCUUGAGCUGCACCUGCCUAUCAAGAUUUUUUCCUUUUUUUUUCAAUAUUUCUAGGAAACAAAAUGUGCAGCCCCACCCUCGGUAUCAUCUCCAGUGGCCGGCGGAGUGACCUAUUCUUCCCCCAUGUGGAAUUCUCUGCCCCUGUCUGGAUUACUUGCCUACCCUGUUGUAAACCUGAACAAAUCCACGACACAAGUCUCUCAGCGUCUUGACUCUGAACGUUCAAUCCGACAGCGAACCUCUGCUGCUGACCCUGCUUCUCCGAGCGUUUACUUCUUGACUGUAUCUGCUGAAGAGUGACUUUGACACAGCAUGGUGGCUACACUUCUGGCGCCAUUUUUUUGAUCUCCACAAUGCUUGGAGCAGGUCGUUCAGUUUGGGUUAAGCUUACAUCCACACGACGGCACCUGGCAGAAAGGUACAGCGCCUGAUUUCAAAAGGUUAAUACCGGUGUUAUUUUAAUCGUCAUCCGUGCCACAGUCGGUUUGAGAUAGUUCUUUUUUUCUAUCUUGGCUGCCAUUCAUUUUGUUCAUCAUAUUGACAACCGCGUGUGCUCUUGAUUUACAGUAUGUCCACGUCGUCAAAGACCAUUUUAGACAGUAAUCCUUGCUCUGAAUGCCGAGUUUCGUCUUUUGUUUUUUUUACCCGGAGCAACAAAAACUUUUCUUGGAUGCUACCUAGGUAUUUUCGCAAUAUUCCUAGUUGCUGUAAUCAUUGCUGGUAUACAUGUUUAAUACAGAAAGAUUUACCCAGCACUGAUAAGGCUUUAUCAGCACUGAGUGAACUCGUUUGGCAAGGGCUUGAAUGUAACGGACGUUCAUCGUAUGCAAGUCCCUCGCUCCGGCUUUACUGAUAUUUUUGAUACAAAACAUAGAAGCGGAAGUUUGAUGUUAACUAGUGGCUGGUAAAAUAAGUCAAGAAGUCAGAAACACCAAUCUUGGGUGUUACUAACAUAAUUAUGUGCGUGUGAUAUGGAAGUUAGCAAAAAAAACUAAGCUGAACACCUUAGCCAUAACAGCUAAAGUCCAUAAUAUCUCAGGGCUGUGUUACAUGAAGUUGAUAUUGUCCUUUUAACAUCACAUUAACACAAGGCCGCUUUAAGAGUCCUCCAAGCUUCGGAACUCAUCACAGUCGGCGUGAAACAAGGCAGAGGCGUUAAAAGAGAGAGAGAGACAACCCGCUUUGAAAAAAAAAUCCAGAAUAGAAAAUGUCUGUACGUCUCAAGCAAAGAGUGUUGUUGCGCUGACACAAGCGCACAGUCGGGGGGUUCGCAACGCCUCUUCGAGUGAUGCUGUGGCAGGAAGGAGCCGCCGCAGACGGACUCUGGGUGAGCGUAGGAGCACAGGAUGCCACACAAAUAUAAGGACUUUGUUAUUGUAUCCUUAAAGUGCUCUUGUGGGAUGACCUGACGGCGCAACGGUGCUCUGGAUCGAGGGGGGGGGGGGCUUUGAACUUUAUUAUUUUAGGGCAAAGUCAAUACAGUCUGUACAUGCAGUUUUUAUGCCCCGGGGACUGUUGAAAGUGCAGUUAUGGCUCUCCUCCCAUUCAUUCAGAUAGGGGGCCCGGGCUUGUUCGCCUGUAAUAACCUGCUGCUUCGUGGCGAGACUUGCGUGCGAGGACUGUGGUCCUGCUGUGCUGAAACUACAUCAUGUCCACAAAACUUACACAUCGCACGAAUUCCCGGCAAAUACGACAACGGUUUCUGAAUCAUUUCUUUUUGUGCUUCUAUCUUCUUGGACAAGAGACGGUUUCAAGCCAGGUUCAUCGCAGCGCGUUUUAGAUCGGGAAGAGAGCCGCGUCUCUCAGAGCAAUCGUCAGCCAACUGUGGAAAAUGACAAAGUAACUGUUAAAUGACACCGGUAUUCUCCCUUUAAUCUCAGCUGCACAAACAGGGCUGCGCCUGCACAGUGUCCCAGUUGAAACCCAGAGGGCGCUCACACCCCUCUGCUGCCACAGAGGACCCAGUUUGGAAUACAGCCGGACUGAAAAAGGGGUUUUGACUUCUGGACAUUUUUAUGAGCUGUAAAGGGGGAAAUCCCGCGGCGUGAUGGGACUUCAGGAACUGUUCGAAAGCCUCCAUUUUGACGAGACAAAGUGGAGGAACUUUAGAGUAUACUUAACUCCCAGCAGAACUACUAUAGAUCAACCUAACUACACAAUAACUUAUAAAAAACCUGUAGAAUAACUACACAGAUAAAAUGGAUAUUUCUAAAAAAAAAAAUAUUGUACAUGUCUUGACGUGGCUGUUAUUAUCCAUCAUAUCAGUGUUAUUUGUCGAUAUUUUUUACUUUCAAAUUCUAGCACACAUCCUGAGAACUGUCACAGCAUGAUAAUAUUACGGUCUCGGUAUAUUGUGGGACGGGUUGUGUCUCUUAGUUUGUUAGUAUCGUUUAACGUGUCAGAGGUGUCCUCUCGCGGGUCCACUGCACUAGCUGGGACUAGGUGUGUGGACUCGUUGAGAAUUGUUCAGACAGACAUUUGUUAUUUGGUUGUUACAAAAAUUGGAAGACACCUAAAAAUGUGUUGGUGUCACCUGUUAAUUUUUUUUGUGUGUGUGUUGUUUUGCUUUGCCAUGCUCAAUGUGUGAACUUGUUUAUUACAUGUCUGAAUAAGAAAAUAACAAAAUCCAAAACGAAAAUGUCCUUUUCUUAUGCACACAAGUUUACUUUAGUCAUCGGCCAUUUUCUUUUACACGCGGUUUCAGGCACUUUUUUGUAUUUUCAUUUGUUAAUUGGGGCUUUUAAAGCGGAGCAGUUUGUGUCUUUUGAGCUCCAUGUGGUGAAUCGCUCAUGACUUGCUGCUUACCUUAAGCUCAGCAUGCAGGUUCAGAGUUUACAUAGCAAAUGUAGUCCAUCAUGCAAAACUCUCCCUGCCCACCCUUUAAUUUGAAAUGUGUGUUCAGCCAUGCAAUAGUUUGGUCGCAAAAUAUUUAUAGCAUAAGCGUAGAAUAGUUAUAAGGAUAUGGUGUGGUUUGCACACUAAUUAAUGAAUCACUACAUCAGCCAAUAACCUCAUUUUCCCCCACACUAAAUGAAAAUGCAAUUGGCGUGCAGCUCUGUUUUGUCUAAUGCAGCCACCUCAAUAAAGACUACUAGUCAUUUAAA
Molecule: messenger RNA, 4190 nt
Organism: Scophthalmus maximus (turbot)
Lineage: Eukaryota; Metazoa; Chordata; Actinopteri; Pleuronectiformes; Scophthalmidae
Gene: yaf2
Product: YY1 associated factor 2
Exons: 4
Coding region: 223-786 (187 amino acids)
Biological process (GO): positive regulation of DNA-templated transcription
Cellular component (GO): nucleus
Molecular function (GO): transcription coregulator activity; DNA binding
Source: RefSeq, a predicted model, not a curated record